AUGGCACAUUCCGUCUUCCGCAAGGGCGGUGUUCCCGCUCUCGCUUUUCCCGCGUCUGAGGAUGCAUCUUCCUCGUGUCUCUGCACCCUCAUCGUCAAGGUCAACGAGCCAACCAGGCAAGCCACCAUUAAACUACAAGUCGGCGUUCCCGUCCAAGGCUUCGACACUGAGCAGCGAAUAACCCUCGUCUACGAUGCCGACAACUUCAAGCCUGGAACAACUACGGUCAGCAAUGCGACUGUGUCUCCUUCACAAACGGAGCAGAUUGCGCGGUCGCGUGGGGGUAUCAAGCUGUGGUCGCUGGGCCUAGUCCUCAAACACCCCUGCGUUGUACUCUAUCCCCCUUCGUCUGGCAACAUUGCUCCCAAAUACGCCUCGGAUACUCGCUUCCAACAACUUAUGGUGCUGGCCAAAGCAACGCGGCUGAACAUCGUGUUUGACUCUGCCUGGUUGCAUCCAGAUAAGGCAGCACAAUUUCGCUGCCUGACCGAUAAAUUGGAGCUGACUGGGUUUCCUCGUAAUUACACGAAGAUAGUUAGAGAAGCAGAUUGGACCAUUUUCAGCCCAGUUGAAGCGGCGCCACCUGAGUCCCCUCCUUCGUAUGAUGAAGUAUCGUUGAAGAGACCGCGACAGUCACGUACAAGCUCGCUCCAGGCUCCCACGCCGAAACGCAUACUCCUUGAUGACGGCACCGAGUUUGACCCGGGGACGCCUACCGAGAAGGCCACGACAGAAGCAGCAUCGAACCCGCGGCUGCUCCCAUCUUCGCCGCCUACUGGCCCAGUCUAUGUCCAAGAUGCGGUCGAAAACGCUGUCGCGAAACUUCUUCCUGACGCCCUACAAUCCAUCCUACCAGGCAUGCUUACCCGCAUGUUCGCCGUUCCCACCUCGUCUCCUCCACCUCAAACGACCCCAGCCGCGCUGGACCCGAUGUCCCCACUCCGCAGAAUCAUCCGCAACCACCUGACCACUCACGCGGACGAACUCGCGAAGCAGAUCACGAUGGACACACACGGGCAUGCACUCGAUCUCCGUGAUACAGCCGAUAUCGAGCUGCAAGAGCACAUUGACGACCACCGGCUCGAGUUUGAGGUCCUUAAGGAGGACGGCUUGAUGGAAAUACGUCGACUAUACGACACCAAGCUGGAGGAGCUCGAGGAACGUACCGCAGAGCUAGUGGAGACCGUGGAGCUGGAGACCUCUGAGGCAUAUACUACCGCAAAAGAGAACCUGGCUGAGUUCGUGGGCAGGCAAAGGAUGGAGCUGCUUAAGGAGAUGUUGAGGGUGGAGCGGUGGCCGCGAAGUGUUGCAGAACCUGCAAAGCGGGCAAGAUCGGUGCCGCUGGAGGUGAGGUGGUGA
This is a messenger RNA of Didymosphaeria variabile, 1359 nucleotides long. RefSeq lists its product as uncharacterized. Bases 1 to 1359 code for a protein of 452 amino acids. The record is from RefSeq and is a predicted model, not a curated record. Lineage: Eukaryota; Fungi; Ascomycota; Dothideomycetes; Pleosporales; Didymosphaeriaceae. The transcript is spliced from 2 exons.